CCCCACCACAGAUCGUGUUGUGGCCGGAGUCGAGAGAGACAAACGAGAAGAGUCGAGAGAGAUUCCGAUGCCGCCGCCGAUUCCGAUGCCGCCGGACAUGACCCUCCGCCGCCUCCCCACGGCCAUCCUGGGCCUCUCCCCUUCUCUCCCGUGUUUGCUGUCUCGUCCCCGCCUCUACCUCGCCGCACGUCGGCCCAGGGCCGUCGCCGCCCGGGCCUCCUCCUCCUCUUCCUCACCGGACUCGUCCUUUGGCGCGCGGAUGGAGGAUUCCGUCAAGAAGACGGUGGCCGACAACCCCGUCGUCAUCUACUCCAAGUCAUGGUGCUCAUAUUCCAUGGAGGUGAAGGCGCUCUUCAAGCGGAUCGGCGUGCAGCCGCACGUCAUCGAGCUCGACCAUCUCGGCGCUCAAGGACCACAACUACAAAAGGUUUUAGAGAGGCUGACUGGACAGUCUACUGUUCCUAAUGUUUUCAUUGGUGGAAAACAUGUUGGUGGCUGUACAGAUACUGUGAAGCUGCAUCGCAAGGGUGAGCUAGCUAGCAUGCUGUCGGAGCUGGAUAUCAACAUUAACAACUCAUGACGAGAUGGAGCGCGUGGUUCGCGGAGGAUGGAUUUGAGGCUUGAGAGACUUGUAUUGAGUUGUUUUAGGCUUUUUGCAGAUCCAUUAUGUUGCCGUGUGGCAAAACUGUAGUCAUUUACACAUUUUUGUUUGGUUAUUACACCGAGUGAGACACGGAACUUGACUUUCCAACAAUGCAAUGCCUGCGGUUAAGAUGA
Setaria italica (foxtail millet) is the source of this 777-nucleotide messenger RNA. Its product is annotated as monothiol glutaredoxin-S10. Gene Ontology annotation, biological process: cellular response to oxidative stress. The record is from RefSeq and is a predicted model, not a curated record. NCBI's taxonomy places the organism in Eukaryota, Viridiplantae, Streptophyta, Magnoliopsida, Poales, Poaceae. Gene Ontology annotation, cellular component: cytoplasm. The transcript has 5 exons. Gene Ontology annotation, molecular function: glutathione disulfide oxidoreductase activity. Bases 68 to 580 code for a protein of 170 amino acids.